This is a messenger RNA of Panicum hallii, 1476 nucleotides long. Its product is annotated as MADS-box transcription factor 34-like. NCBI's taxonomy places the organism in Eukaryota, Viridiplantae, Streptophyta, Magnoliopsida, Poales, Poaceae. The transcript is spliced from 9 exons. The record is from RefSeq and is a predicted model, not a curated record. Gene Ontology annotation, molecular function: RNA polymerase II cis-regulatory region sequence-specific DNA binding; DNA-binding transcription factor activity, RNA polymerase II-specific; protein dimerization activity. Bases 363 to 1112 code for a protein of 249 amino acids. Gene Ontology annotation, cellular component: nucleus. Gene Ontology annotation, biological process: positive regulation of transcription by RNA polymerase II.
GAGGAUGCGAGGCGAGAUCCAAUCUGCACCCCACGAAAGAAAAGAUUCUUCUCCGCCUCGCCGCUCCGCCGUCCCACCCGUCUCGCUCAUUCCUCCCUCUCACCCAGCAUAUAGCCCACCACCACAUGCCGCAGGGCCCUCACCUCGCCGGACUAAUCGAGUGGGCGCUUGAAAAAAAAAGAACCCAGAACGCGAGCUCGAGCUCCUGCUGCGGCUGCGCGAGGCCGAGAUCGAUUUCGGCAAUAAUUGCAGCGGGAGCAGGCAAAUCAUAGCUUGAGAGAGAGGUUGAUUUGGAAGGUGAGAAGAGAGAAGCGAGGGUGAGAUCGACCGGCUCACUCACCGGCCGAUCGGGAGGGCAGGCCAUGGGGCGCGGGAAGGUGGUGCUGCAGCGGAUCGAGAACAAGAUCAGCCGGCAGGUGACGUUCGCCAAGCGCCGGAACGGCCUGCUCAAGAAGGCCUACGAGCUCUCCAUCCUCUGCGACGCCGAGGUCGCGCUCGUCCUCUUCUCCCACGCCGGCCGCCUCUACCAGUUCUCAUCCUCCUCCAAUCUGCUUAAGACUUUGGAAAGGUACCAGAGGUACAUCUAUGCUUCAGCUGAUGCUGCAGUGCCGUCUAGUGAUGAGAUGCAGAAUAACUAUCAAGAAUAUGUGAAGUUGAAGACAAGAGUUGAGGUUUUACAACACUCACAAAGGAAUCUUCUGGGUGAAGAUCUUGCUCCACUUACCACCAGUGAACUUGACCAGCUUGAGAGUCAAGUAGACAAGACCUUGAAGCAAAUCAGAUCAAGAAAGACUCAAGUGCUACUUGAUGAACUCUGCGACUUGAAGAGAAAGGAACAUAUGCUGCAAGAUGCCAACAGGGUCCUGAAAAGGAAGCUGGACGAGGUCGAGGCAGAGGCGCCUCCUCCCCCACAGCCACAGCUGCCGUGGCAGGGCGGCAGCGGCGACGACGCCAUGGUGUCGGACGGCCCUCCACAACCAGAGCAUUUCUUCCAGGCCCUGGAGAGCAACCCAUCUCUGCAGCCAACAUUCCAUACCGUCGACAUGAACCAGCAGCCGGUGCCGGCGCCGGGCGGCUGCUACCCUCCUGCGUGGUCGGCGUGGAUGGCAUAGCCAUUAGCCAGUGCUUCAUUGUUGCAUUGGCCGGAGAAGUGCUCGUGUCCUCCAGAGAUUCCUUCGAGUUCCGUUUCUGCUUUUUGCUCGCCUAUUUGCUCUGCUUCCAAUGCUUGCCGAACUGUAAGUGACAAAUUAAAAUGGCCCUGUAUAGGUUGCUGUCUUUAUCUUCGUUGAUCUCUGCUCAGCUGCUUGAUUUAGCGUUUCAUUAAGCGGUCUGACGAUGCAUGAUAAAGAGAAAAAUGGUUGUCUGGUUGAACUUCCUAUGUUUUGGAUUCUACAAUGCUUGGCAAUAAGCACUGUCAUGUUGGACCGCUAGCUAGACCAGAGUGUCGGAACACAAGGCAAAAUUAAUGGGGGCAAA